AUGACAACCACAUCAGACAUGAACUUGUCUAACAAUUUUUUCAAAGCGUCGUUAACGCUGUUAACGGUUUAUGUGACUGUAGCUUCUACGCUACGCCAACCAGAAGAUUUCCAGAGACGUGUCAUUAAAUUGACCAUAGACUCUAUUAGCCCUACAGCGUUUUAUGCCGAAUGGAGACUAUUGCCAGACAUCGGCGGCAGUGUAAAUUAUUCACUCACGUAUUCCACUCAACUCAACACCGAAGUUAAGUUAACUAGUAGCAACAACUUAACACUGACCGGGUUGAUGGAGUGCACAGCCUAUAUAAUCACGGUGAGGAGUUUAUAUUAUGGAGCCGGUGAAAAUGCGUUUGGCGGUCCCUUUACUUCUACAGUAGCGUUGACUUCACAUACUUCCCAAUUGAAAGCGGUGAGGAACUUAACCUUAGUUAUUUCGAGUCACUCGAUUUUGAUUUCAUGGGAAAACCCAGCGGAACAGAAAUUGUGUACCGCGAAUUUUCACGUCUCAUUGACUUCAAUUAGGGACACUGGCCAAGAAAUACAAACUGAAUUUGACCAUCACAUAAUGACAGCGUUAGAGCCCUGCGUCACAUAUUUUGGUUACGUUUCCGCGGUCGACUUCGUUGGCGUCAAAGGAAGUCCCGUGGCAUUCAAUGUGACAACGGACACUGGAAUACCUGGGCCUGUAGUGAAAUUAACAGCUUUGUCAAAUGGCUCGAGAACUAUAUUCGUUAGAUGGGAUAAACCGAUUAAUUCGUCUUUAUGUUUUCGUCAAUACGUAAUCGAUUAUUGCUACGAUAUGUUCGUUUGCUCUACAAUUAUAACUGAAACCAACUCUUUGACUAUUUCACACCUAAUGCCUUGUGUAACGUACCAAAUAACGGUCACGCCGAAGAUGACUGACACCGAGAAUGGCAUGCCAGCCAGAACCAAAGCCACUGUAAUCGCCGAAGUUUUGGAAAAGCCCAAGAAUGGACGAAUAUUGUUUUUAACCAGUAAUAACGUCACUCUGCAGUGGGAUCAUCCUAUCGAUUCCGUUUGCAAUUUUAUACACCAAAUCGUAAACUGUUCGUAUUUGAAUACUUCACUCGAGAUGACAGCAUAUACAACAGCCCAAGCAGUAGUCAUAGAUAACUUGAAACCUUUCACAAAAUACAUUUGUUACUCGGCGUAUUUUAAUAAGCAAGGUUAUUCAGAAAAGAGUGACGAAAUCAUAUUUCGGACAAAGUUACAGGUGCCAGACUCACCGACAAAUUUAUCCGUCAUUAAAUUGUCCGCCAACAGCGUGAUCCUUGCGUGGGCAGCGCCUACUACGAUAUCGCACGAUGCAAUCGACGAAUACCGUUGGAUGGUUACGUUCAAGAAUUUUUUAUACGAUCCACCGAAUCAUUGCCCUCCCCGAACCAUGGAACCCGUGGUCACAUAUUUCGUUAAAAAUGACCAGACGUACCAGUAUCAAAUUUCGAAUCUUAUGCCUGCUAGCUGCUACCUCGUAGAAUUGAGUGCUGCCACAGAGUCCGGUGUUGGAAAUUCGACAAAUAUUACGAUGCACACGUUAUCUUCGACUAGUUCUCCGGUCAAAAACCUAGAAGUCACAUCGAUAGAAUUCAAUUUGGUCGUCCUGAGUUGGAAGUACCCUUGCAUGCCAAACGGAAAAAUUGCAUUUUUCCACAGUACACUGGUGGGAGAAAGACUUGGAUUUCAUAAUCACAUUUUUAGUAUUAAAUGCGAUAUUUCAGACAAUGAAACGGAAUUCGAAUAUAGUUUAACUCAAUUACUGCCUGAAUAUACGUACGUCUGUACGGUAGCAGCGAUAACCGAUUCUGUGGAGAACCCGGGUCAAGACAAACGCAUUCGAUUUAUCACACCAUCGACAAGCCCGGAUUUACCGAAUAAAUACGAUACGUACCGCAAAUUACGAGUGACCGUGUCCGACAGUCAUCUCACGCAGGUCCAUUUGUCCAUACCCGGCGACUUGUUCACGAGCGCCUCCGGAAACAUCCUAUACUAUUCGAUAAUCGUUUACCAGGACGGCGGAUUUCCGGACAAACCGGAACACGGCAACAGGUUGAAUAAUCCUCGACAGCAGAUGGACGACGAUGUCUGGCCGCCUAUAAUGCGGACGUGGGCCGAAGCUGCGCCGUACCCUUUCAUACUGGCGUACCAGACGACCCCCGACCGGUGGAUGCCUUUUAAAGACCAAAACGAUGGGGUUUUCGACAUUGGCGCGGAUGACACCUGUUCCAUGAACGACAUGAAAAGUUAUUGCAACGGGCCGCUGAGACCAGUUACUAAUUACAGACUGAAACUCAGGGCUUUUACCGCAGACGGGUUUCAAGAUUCAUGGACCGUGCCGUUCACUACGCGCGGAAAACCCACUGCAGUCUACUACUUGGUGUUAUACAGUGUACUGUUCGCGGUGAUCAUCACUGCGACUGGAAUGUAUUGUAUACUCAACGAAAAAGUCCCGUGGGCCGUACAAUACAGAGUGGUACACCCGACUUCGACACGCCAAGAGCCCGGUUUGCCGAGUGACAUGAACUUCAAACACCUGUGGGCCAAAACUCCCCAAGAGAUCGAGGCCGAAUAUGACCUACUAAAUAUGUACUCGAAAUCAAACUUCACGACGGAUGUGGCUGUGAUGCCUCAGAACAAGUUCAAAAACCGUUACAUCAACGCGUUACCAUAUGAUUACAACCGAGUGAUUUUAAGGUCCGGCGAUACCGAUGACUACAUCAAUGCAUCUUUUAUCGAAGAUUCCAAAGGUAAUCGCCAAUAUAUAGCUUGCCAAGGUCCCUUGAAAAAUACUUGCGUUGAUAUGUGGCAAAUGGUUUUGGAUCAAGAAGUGGCUUCGAUUGUUAUGUUGUGUCAGAUAAGUGAAAAAGACAAGAUAAAAUGCGAUAAAUAUUUUCCAAACAGCAAUGAAAAAUUAGUCUUUGGUGAUAUUCAAGUUAAAAACGACAUUACGAUUGUCGACAAAGAGCGUUAUUCGUUCACAAUCAGAAUAUUGACGGUACUAAAGGGCCAUUUAAAAAAGACGAUAAGACAUUUUCAAUUUCACGACUGGCCGGAUUUUGGAACACCAAACGACCCGUCGAAAUUACUGCAGUUUUGGCGUGUAGUGCAAGCAAAAUCUCCAACUGCAGGUCUGGUUGUGGUGCAUUGUAGUGCUGGAGUCGGCAGAACCGGAACUUACAUAGCUUGUGACAUGCUAUUGCGUCUAAUCCACCAGGACAGAACAAAAUUAAAUGUUUUCAAAACCGUUUUGAGAUUGCGCGAACAACGGACUACUAUGGUACAAACACAGGCUCAAUAUGAAUUCGUGUACCAGUUUUUAUCGUAUUGUUUAAAUCUACAAACGAAUUCGUUGAAUACAACUACAGCGGAAGACAAGCCGGAACACGUGUCAUCUACCAGUCCUACCAACGGCACGGACGCGUGUGGUGCAAAAUGUAUACAAGCUUGA
This is a messenger RNA of Macrosiphum euphorbiae (potato aphid), 3465 nucleotides long. The record is from the annotation of a GenBank genome assembly. Lineage: Eukaryota; Metazoa; Arthropoda; Insecta; Hemiptera; Aphididae.